AUGAUGCUCUACGAAGGUGACGUAAGAAGAUGUCGGCGCUGCAAGCGUAGAAGAAUGGACGACGAACCUCCUGAAGUUCAACAGUACAAAACUUGUGCAAAGUGUCGAAUCAUUGAACGCACUAAGAAGAAGCUGAGAAAGCCUUUGGCCGAGGAGACCAUGCGUUACGGCAUGCGCCAGUUCCAGGAACAGAACCAGAACGCAAACUUCAUCCAUGACGAUAUCUUUUCCAAUGAUCAACUUCUCACCGACUUACAGUCUAAUAGAGACGUGGUUCCUAACCCACUGAAACAGCUGUACAACACCCAGUUUGCCAUUUACAAGCAACCAGCGCUGCUGUAUGCGUCGCAGGAUGCCACUCCAACCAAUGGCUCCAACUACAACUACUCCUACCAGGCUGGUGCAGCUAACUACCCUGGUCAGGGCAUGAGGUCAACUCCAGGCCAGACUGGCGUGGGUCUGAGCGGCCUGUCGGCAUUCCAUCUGCCUCAGUUAGGUCUGAGCACCCCUUUCGGCGGCAUGGGCACCCGUUCAACCGCUCCAGGCGCUCCUUCAUUGACUGCAACCGCCACAGCCAUUGCUGCCGCUGCCAUUAACAGAAACGACCUACAAUUGGGUACUGUCGGCGGAACGGGUCUGCACCAGUACAAGGCGUACCCAAAAGGACAUGGAGACCGUAGUCGUCUUGUAGCUCCAACCAAUUGCGAGCUUUGUGCUUCCAAGUUGGACCCGGAGGAUACCAUGAGUGCUAUGUACAGAUUGUGCAAACAAUGUUACUCGGAUCCUUACUCGCGUAAGGCGGUGUACAGCGACUUCAACGAUUUCUUGUUGGAGGUGGUCAACAACAAGGACUCCAGCACAAUGACUUACAUCUCUGAGUUGGCUCCAUACUUAGUGGAACUGCUUAACACGAACCGUUCCAUCUCAUCAGAAGAGCAGUUCCGUAAGGUUAUGUUGGACUCUUUUGGUCUGAUAUACGUGGAUCCCUUAGUGGCGCUGUUGUCUCCUACCAAAUUCACUCGUGUGCUGCACAACAUUGCUGAAGUCAACCACACUUCGCCAGUCAUGUCCAAAGUGAGCCACCAGUACCACUACACAUUGACUCCACCGCUCAGAGCGUCGUACUUGGGCAGCAAUGACGCCGUCACGGUAUCUUUAGAUUUAUUUUUUGUCACAGAAACAAAUUUGAUUGUCAUUAAGAAGGUCUCGAAGAAGACCGCUACCGACUACACCGUUGCGUUCUUGAAGUCACUCGACGAUCAAAUGAAAGCCAAGGGCCUUAAUUUUAAUGAUGAUCCUCUUAAGGUUUAUGCGACACUCAAACUCGAGAGUGUACCAGCCAACCAAUUUGUUAAGGAUUUCGUGACCUUGCAGACACAGAUUGCCAACAUCCGUAAAAAUGAAGCAUCUGCUGGAGACUUGAAUGGCAGCCUGUCUACUGCUCAGAAUGGUGCUGGUACGUCCAACCAUGAAGCAGAGCAUAACGACUCGCUAGUUGAAGCAAGCAAGAAGGAAGACGAGGAUGACGAGGAAGAGGAGGAAGAGGAGGAGGGAGAAGAAGAAGAAGACGCAGAAGAAGACGACGAAGACGAAGAUGAGGAUGACGAAGACGACGAGGAUUCAGGAGACGGAGAUCCCGAUGACUUGGAUCCCAUGUUCGCACCUUAG
Messenger RNA from Sungouiella intermedia, 1668 nucleotides. NCBI's taxonomy places the organism in Eukaryota, Fungi, Ascomycota, Pichiomycetes, Serinales, Metschnikowiaceae. The record is from the annotation of a GenBank genome assembly.